AUGUUCUAUUCCGGUUUGAGACGAGCGGCCGCGCUCGCGCGGUUCGCCUCCUCCUCUCGAGUCCUCGCCUCCUCAUCCUCCUCCUCGUCCUCGAGCGCCGUCGAGGCGUCCUUCUCCGCGCGUCCCAUCCUCGCCUUCCGGCGCGCCAUGUGCGCGGACCCGAUGCACGGAUACGACGCCUCCCGUGCGGGGACGUGCGAGUACACCGACGUCCACUACCCCGACCCCCUGGACGUCACUGUCCCGCGUAAGAUGCAGGUCGCGGACGCCGGGUACUUCCGCGACUUCGGCGGCGUCACGCGCUUCUCCGGCCCGGCGUCCACCGUCAAGUGCUACGAGAAUAAUCCCCUGGUCCGCGAGGCUCUGGGCGAGCCGGGGAACGGGCGGGUGCUCGUCGUGGACGGGGGAGGCAGCAUGCGAUGCGCUCUGCUGGGCGAUAACCUCGCGGGCAUGGCCGUGAGCAACGGGUGGGCGGGCAUCGUCAUCAACGGGUGCCUACGGGACAGCGAGGACAUCGGCAAGAUGCGCCUCGGGGUCAAGGCGAUUGCGCCGCACCCGGUGAAGAGCAGCAAGCGCGACCCGGGCAUGCGCGAGGUGCCCGUGACGUUCGCGGGCGUGACGGUGCGACCGGGGGAUUGGAUUUACGCGGAUAUGGACGGGAUGCUCGUGGGGGGACCCGAAAAGUUCGAGCUCUGACCGCGUUCGGCACGCGACGUAAUAACCCUGUUUAGCAACACGCGACGACAUUCUCGCCAAUGAAUGAAUAGUAUCCCACCCCGAGGGUCUCCGGAUCGAGCGGAACCCCGCGCACGCGGCGCCUCAUCCGAGGAGCUGCUUGACCUUGUCCACCACGAAGAGCAUUCCCGCGUUCGCCGGCGACGCGCGCAGCAGGCACGGCACCAAACCCGCGUAGAGCCUCCUCACGCCGCCCUGUUUGUACAGCUGGGACCCGGCGUCGAGGAAGCCGCUGUACUUUCGCUCAGCCUUGUUGAUGGAAUCCGUCAUCAUCGCGCUCUUGAUGACGUCGACGGGGUAGAACAGGGACCAGUAGAAGAACCCGCCGAGGCCGCCCGCGAACAUGAUCUCCCAGUCCCGCGGCUUGCCGUCCUCGUGCUUCGCCGCGAAGUAGUUCUUGGUGUUCUCGAACACGCCGAAGUAGAUGGCACCCGCGGGGAGGUUGCGGAUCAGCGUCGCGCCGAACGCCUGGUAGGGCCCCCGAAUCCCGUUGUGCUUGAUCGAUGCCCUGACGCACUCGCCGACGGUCUUGUACGGCGGGACGUAGUUCGGGUUCUGCUUCGCCUGGACGAUCUGCGUCUGCCACUGAGACUUGAACAGGUCGAUGGGGGACUCGAAAAACGAACCAGCCAUCCACGCGAGCAGACCCGCCUUCGCGUAGGACAUCGGAUCGUCCGGGGAGACGCCGACGAUCUCCUUCGCCCGCG
This is a messenger RNA of Micromonas commoda, 1442 nucleotides long. RefSeq lists its product with no specific name. Lineage: Eukaryota; Viridiplantae; Chlorophyta; Mamiellophyceae; Mamiellales; Mamiellaceae. Gene Ontology annotation, molecular function: ribonuclease inhibitor activity. The transcript has a single exon. The record is from RefSeq and is a predicted model, not a curated record. Gene Ontology annotation, biological process: regulation of RNA metabolic process. Bases 1 to 696 code for a protein of 231 amino acids.